Oncorhynchus masou masou (cherry salmon) is the source of this 790-nucleotide messenger RNA. RefSeq names its product L-rhamnose-binding lectin CSL3-like. Bases 1 to 618 code for a protein of 205 amino acids. Gene Ontology annotation, molecular function: carbohydrate binding. The transcript is spliced from 8 exons. The record is from RefSeq and is a predicted model, not a curated record. NCBI's taxonomy places the organism in Eukaryota, Metazoa, Chordata, Actinopteri, Salmoniformes, Salmonidae.
AUGCGCAUUUUGAGACUGACGGUGGUCACAUCAAUCAGCAUCACGUGUGAAGGCUCUGAUGCUUUACUGCAAUGUGAUGGAGGUAAGAUCCAUAUCAAGCGUGCGAACUACGGUCGUCGUCAACACGAUGUUUGUUCUAUUGGGCGCCCUGAUAACCAACUCACCGACACCAACUGCCUCAGCCAAUCCUCCACCAGCAAGAUGGCAGAAAGAUGCGGUGGGAAGAGCGAGUGUAUUGUCCCUGCAUCCAAUUUCGUUUUUGGAGACCCCUGUGUCGGGACUUAUAAGUACCUGGUCGCCAAAUACUCCUGUGUCCAACAGCAAGAAACAAUAAGCAGCAUCAUAUGUGAAGGCUCUGAUUCUCAACUACUAUGUGAUCGAGGUGAGAUCCGUAUUCAGCGUGCCAACUACGGUCGUCGUCAACACGAUGUGUGUUCCAUUGGGCGCCCACGUAAACAACUCAAAAACACCAACUGCCUCAGCCAAUCCACCACCAGCACAAUGGCAGAAAGGUGUGAUGGAGAGCGCCAGUGUAUCGUCAAGGUAUCCAACUCUGUGUUCGGUGACCCCUGUGUCGGAACCUAUAAGUACUUGGAUGUGGCUUACACGUGUGACUGAAUGAUAUCUUCCUGGUGAACCUGAAGAUGUACAAGGCUGCUGGGAUAUCUUCAUCAGGUCUUGCUGUUUUCCUUCAACAUCUAAAUCAACUUCAAUGACCAUUGUGCUGAAGCAUUUCUUAAACAAUUUCUGAACUGCUGUUGUUGGACUGAAUUAAACGAAGCGGCAGGAA